UUUAAUAUUUUUUGAGUUUAAUCAUCGUCAAAGUCAACAUUGACGGAACACAUUCUUUCAUUAAAUUAAAAGGGACGGUAUUUAAGAUAAUAUAAAUAUAACUUUAAACAUUACAUAAUGAGUAACGAAUUGUAGGACAUCUUUUUUCAACAUCAAACCAGCAAUAAUGUCGUCAAGAGGAGGAUUGCCACCUCGUUGGAAAAAUUGUCCAAGAUUCGGCGAAGUUGUCGCUAAUGUUUUCCUGCCGUUCAAGGUACCUCUUGACGAUUCUUAUAGUUCUCUAUUAGCUCCGAGUAUGUAUUUCACACCGACAAUGCUUGUUAAUUAUGGACGACAUAAUAAUAUAAACAUUGGUCUAUGGAUCGACCUGACAUUUACGGAUCGAUUUUAUGACAAAACAUUGGUGGAAAAAGAAAAAAUCGGCUACGUCAAAUUGAAAUGUAGAGGUCAUGCGGAAACACCAUCACCCGAUCAGACACAGACAUUUAUUGAUUUAUGCUCAAGAUUUUUGGUGAAAAAUCCCGAUAAAAUAAUCGCUGUUCAUUGUACGCAUGGUUUUAAUCGAACAGGAUUCUUAAUCUGCGCUUAUCUGGUAGAUCAAGAAAAUUGGAGCAUCGAAGCAGCUAUUAGUGCGUUUUCACGUUGCCGCCCUCCCGGGAUUUACAAGCAGGAUUACCUAAAUGAAUUGUUUCGUUUAUAUGGUGAUGGCGAUCAAACGGCUAUAAUUCUGGCACCACCCUUACCCGAAUGGUGUAAUGAAGACAAUCACUAUCAAGAUGAUGAAGCUUCUGUCAAUGAAUCAUACGGCCCAGGUUCAUCUUCAGCAAAUGGCAACCGGCAACAGACAAAAGUAGCUGAUCCAUUUCUUGAAGGUAUUGAUGGUAUUGUUAUGGUCUUUGAACAGGAUAAAAUCACAACCUUACGGGAAACCUGCACGGAUAUGUGCAAAUUUAAAUUGAAAGGUUUUCCUGGUUGUCAGCCUGUUUCAUUAACACAUCAGAAUUUAAAUUUUCUACAAGAAGAAUAUAUGGUUAGCUGGAAAGCCGAUGGUAAUCGCUAUAUGAUGCUCAUAAUGGAUUCCGAUCAAAUGUAUUUUUUCGAUCGAGAUUAUUCCAUUUUUCAGAUAUUUAAUCUGAAUUUUUUACGUCGAAAUUCAAAAGAACGUUUAACCGAAACUCUAUUGGACGGCGAAAUGGUUGUCGACGUAGUCGAUGGACAGCGUUUUCCUAGAUUUCUUAUCUAUGACAUUGUCUAUUGUGAUGGACAAGAUGUUUCCGAACGAAAUUUUCGUGAUCGUUUGAACAUCAUAUACAAACAGAUCAUUAUGCCUCGUGAAUCAGCCAAACGAAGCGGACAGAUUGAUCGUAGUAAAGAACCCUUUGGUGUGCGAAUGAAAGAUUUUUGUGAACUAAAAAAUACGUACAAAUUUUUUGAGCCAAAAUUUCAACGAGAUUUAUCACAUGAGAUUGAUGGUCUAAUUUUUCAGCCUGUUCAUUUACCAUAUAUAGCUGGUCGUUGUGAUCGAGUGUUAAAAUGGAAACCGCCAACACAUAAUUCAGUGGAUUUUUUACUAAAAAUUGUUGAAGAAACACGGCCUGGACGAGUGGAAAAAUAUCUUGGCCAAUUGUAUGUCGGUGGAAAACGGGAGCCAUUUGCUUACAUAAAUGUUACUCAAGAAUUACGAAAACAUAAUAAUCGUAUCAUUGAAUGUCGAUUUAAUAUGCAAAAAAAUGGUUGGGAAUUUAUGCGUGAACGAACGGACAAAUCCUAUCCUAAUGCCCUAUCAACGGCAUCGAAUGUUGUAUAUUCGAUACAGUAUCCAAUAACAAGGCAAUAUUUACUGGAUUAUCUACAUAAACAUAGCUUUAAAUAAAAAAAAACUUCAAGACUUUUCAUCAAAAAAAUCGCCAUCCAUCAAUUCAUCUUAAUCAUCUUUAUCCGAUUUAUUAUCAGCCAUCAUUUUUUCGUUCAUCUUUUCAUGUGUGAUAUCCAUUCCAACAAAAAAAAAUUUUUUUUUGUCACUUAACUAAUUGUACUUGUAUAAUAAAUAUAUGAAAAAAAUUGAACAUUUAUAUUCAUUGAGA
This is a messenger RNA of Dermatophagoides farinae (American house dust mite), 2084 nucleotides long. Its product is annotated as mRNA-capping enzyme. Gene Ontology annotation, biological process: 7-methylguanosine mRNA capping; protein dephosphorylation. The record is from RefSeq and is a predicted model, not a curated record. NCBI's taxonomy places the organism in Eukaryota, Metazoa, Arthropoda, Arachnida, Sarcoptiformes, Pyroglyphidae. Gene Ontology annotation, molecular function: mRNA 5'-triphosphate monophosphatase activity; mRNA guanylyltransferase activity; ATP binding.